AUGAAGCAAGAUAAGUCUACCAGUGGAAUUGCUACCCUACCUAGCGAUCAAAACAUUUAUGCAUCGGAAGAGAAGAUGAUUAUCGCACUGGACUUUGGAACGACGGCUUAUUCGAAAACAACCGGAAACCUCUACGAUCAUAAGCUAUGCAAGCCAGCCGUUGAAGUGGCCGUUGAUUUUAGAGCCAUGUACGAACACGCUACGGAAAGAAUCAUGGCUAGUUGGCCUGAGGAUUACAUUAAGAUUGCAGCUAGGAAGGCUGGUAUUUAUCCAGUGACUCUCGUCAAGGUGCCAGAAGCAGCAGCAUUAUACGCGCUGACCGAAUUCAAAGACAAGGCGCUAUCUAUCGGCGACGCAUUCGUCAUUUGCGAUGCUGGUGGUGGUACAGUGGAUCUCAUAUCAUAUGAGAUAGUUAAAUUGAAUCCCAGGUUAGAGUUGAGAGAGCUCGUACCUGGUACCGGCUGCAUGGCAGGCUCAUUAAAUCUCAACAGUAGAUUUGAGGAAGUUGUCAAAGAGCUGGUGGGGGAAGCUCGGUUUCACGAUCCCAAGAAUGCUAAGGCUUUCGCGGCUGCCUUCAAGAAAUUCGAUUCUUCCCUCGAACCAUUCUUCCGCUGUCUUGCCGGUGACAAGUAUACAUUUAUUUUCUUAAGGGCAAAGCUUAAAGAUGACGUGAAGAGAGGCCUCGUAAACAAAGUUUGGACUUUGAAGUCUAAUGACAUAAAACUCAUAUUCGACCCUAUAAUUGCAGAUAUUAUGGUCAAGGUCAACAAACAGGUGCAGGAUGACAUAACGAAGAGACUUUCGGAAAACCAUCCAAAGGCGAAAAUAAUCAAAGUUAUUAAGAUAUCCUACCUCACCUCUUCUUGGAAUUUUCAAUAA
Botrytis porri is the source of this 879-nucleotide messenger RNA. RefSeq lists its product as uncharacterized. Lineage: Eukaryota; Fungi; Ascomycota; Leotiomycetes; Helotiales; Sclerotiniaceae. Bases 1 to 879 code for a protein of 292 amino acids. The transcript is spliced from 6 exons. The record is from RefSeq and is a predicted model, not a curated record.